GGCUUUCGCUACUUCGAUAAGAGGCAGUUGUUUUUCCCAGCACCAGCAUUUUCCCGCUUGUGCUUCGGAUAUUCGCCGCCAAACCCUAAACCCAAAAAACCCUAAGCCUCUUUUUCGCACAAAGAUGGGGCGCAAGAGGAAAUUUAUCGACAAGAAGAACUCCGCCAUCUUUCAGCUUCUUGCCCGCGAUUCCUCCUCCUAUCCCGCCACCUCCGCCGCCGACGAUGGCGGCGCACCGGCGUCCGACCGCGUCUUCGUGCGGGUCGACAACAAUCCCUACUCCGUCCACGGCCUCCUCGACGAGGAGGAUUGCAGCGAUGGCGACGGCAAGGAGGUCCUCCCCGAGGUCGAUGAUGCCAAUUCCAUCUUCGCCGAUGCGCCAGGCGACACCGAUGACGAUGGGAGCGCCCCGCCGCCAUGGAUUGGCGCCGUCGGCGGCGCAUCCCGGGGUCGCAACGGGAACGCCCUUCCAGACCACGUGAGGCGGGAGAUUUUGGAGCUGGGGCUCCCCGACGAUGGUUAUAAUUACCUCAUCCAUCUCCGUGAGAUCAAGAAUGCCGGCGGUGGGUCCUCCUACUACCAUAACAGCAAGGCCAGGUUCGAUUGGGUUCCGCUCGAUGUUAAGGCCUACGACGCUUCAAGGCUUCGAAUUAGCUCUGCGGUCGGUGAUGAGUCGAAUGGGGAUUCAAUCUAUACUGUUGCUUCGAAGACUGUUGGUGUUAAGGUUCAGAAGGCAGUGGAUCCUGAUGUGGCGAAGUUGCUGGAUGAUGAUGAUCUGUCACAGUUUGGAUCGGAUGUUGAGGAUUUGGAGGAGGAUUUCGUGGUCAAGGCAAAUCUUCCUGAAGGAGAGGACGAAAUAAAUGAGGAGGAGGAGGAGGAGGAGGAGGGAGGUGGUGAGAAGGUUGCUGCCAAAGAAGAGGUUGGCAUGGCAAGAGAUAGCCGGUGGGCAGAGCAGGAGAAUGAAUUUGCUCAGGGAAAUGGAGAAGAUGAACUUAAGGGUGGUGAAAAGCCAAGAGUUCGUCGACUUCUGGAUGAGCAAUUUGAUCUUCUCACACUGCGAGAAUACGAUAAUGACAGUGAAGAUGAUGAUGCUGUUUAUGUAGAUACUGAACGUGAAUUGCUUGCUAGUAAGAUUAAAAAUGUCCUUAAAGAGUAUGCAAUGGAUGAUUUGGAACUUGAUGACAAGUAUAGGGUGCCAGGGGUUUAUGUACAUGGUCAUCAAGUGCCAAGCACAGAGACACAGCUGGAUGCAUCUGCUGAUAUUAUCCGCAGGUGUGCACAGUUUGCUGAACAGUACUGUAAUGAGAGCCAAGAUGAUGAAGAGAUUGUGGUUGAGGAAAGUAGUGAAGAAUCUGAAGUAUGGGACUGUGAGACUAUUGUUUCUACAUAUUCCAAUCUGGACAAUCACCCUGGAAAAAUACAGGCUCCUGAGAAUCCUAAAAAGCGUAUUCCAAAAAAUUUUCCUGGAGACUUAGUUGCCAAGAGCAAUGUGAUUGCACUUCGAGGAAAAGAAAAGCUUCCGGUGGAGUACUUACCACAAAAGAAAAAAACAGGUGAAAAUUUAAAAACAACAGUAAAAUCAGAUGCUGACAAGCCAAAGAGGAGACAACGUGGGGAAUCAAAGGAGGACAAGAAAGAGCGCAAGGCUGCCGUAAAAGAAGAGAAAAGAGAAGCACGAAGAGCAAAGAAAGAACUGAAAGGCCUGUACAGAUGUGAAACCCAGAGAGCUCAGCAGGUUGCUGCUGUUUCAGGGCCAUCUUCCAUGCACCUUAUGUAACACCCAGUUUGGUUGGCUGUGAGUUAUUCUUUCAUGACAUGAUCAAGAAAAGACCCGGAACAAGUAAAGCUGUAUGGUCUAUGGCUACACUUGCAUGCCAAACUUACCAUGUUUGCCGAAGCAAGCAGCCCAAUGCAUGAUGCAGUCAAAAGGUUUCUACAUAUAGCUCUUGGGAUAAAAUCAAUCAAUCAGAUAUGCAAUGUUUGUUCUCUUUUGGACCUAAAGCACAGGUUGUUGAGCUUGUUGUAAUGCCGUCAGCAGCACUUUCUAGCAUACUGGGGUGGUUGAGUUAUUAUUAUUAUUAUUUUUUUUUUCUGGUUUAUGUCAUCUAGUUUUUAUGAACCCGAUAAAUGGAAGCUGCUGUGUCCUAGUCUUUUCCCCAGAACGAAGCUCCAAUCUCUGGUUCACA
Molecule: messenger RNA, 2186 nt
Organism: Elaeis guineensis (African oil palm)
Lineage: Eukaryota; Viridiplantae; Streptophyta; Magnoliopsida; Arecales; Arecaceae
Biological process (GO): ribosomal small subunit biogenesis; ribosomal small subunit export from nucleus
Cellular component (GO): nucleus; preribosome, small subunit precursor; cytosol
Source: RefSeq, a predicted model, not a curated record